AUGGGUGUUGGACUCACUAGUGAGGUUGGCGGUUGUGUGGACGCUGGGGGGGGAGGUGCGGGUGAGGGAUUCUGCAUUGAUGUUUGCUCCGGUAAGGUGGUCGGUGGGCGGGGCUCAGACACUGUUGCCGGUGGGCCCCUUUGCCCGUGGUCGGGCGGUGGGGAGGCCGUCGGAGCUGUGCCUGUAGAAGACGUGCUCGAAGGAUCAUGUAAAGGAGACGGUGGAGCUGGAUGA
Molecule: messenger RNA, 234 nt
Organism: Endocarpon pusillum Z07020
Lineage: Eukaryota; Fungi; Ascomycota; Eurotiomycetes; Verrucariales; Verrucariaceae
Exons: 1
Coding region: 1-234 (77 amino acids)
Source: RefSeq, a predicted model, not a curated record